AUGGCUAGCAAGCGUAUCGCCAAGGAACUCACAGAGAUCACCGCUUCCCCUCCCGAGGGCAUGACCAUCGCCCUCGCCCGAGACGCCGACCUGCACACCUGGCAUGUCACCAUCGCCGGUCCCGAAGACAGCCCUUACGCCGGUGGCGUCUUCGCCGUCCUCGUCAGCCUGCCCAAGGAUUACCCCUUCAAAGCCCCCGUCGUCAAGUUCGUCACCCGCGUCUACCACCCCAACAUCACAAACGACGCCGCCGGCAAUAUUUGCAUGGGCAUGCUCAAGCCCGAGAACUGGAAGCCCGCCACCAAGCUCGCCGCCGUCCUUGAGGCCCUCCGCAGCCUCCUCGCCGAGCCCCAGCCCGACGAUCCCCUCGAGGCCCGCAUUGCCGACGAGUAUAAGAACAACCGUCCCGAGUUCGAGAAACAGGCCAAGCAGUACGUCACCCGCUACGCUAAGGGCACUCCAAACUUCUCCGCCCCCGAGCCUGCCGCUGCUGGCGCCAAAUGA
Molecule: messenger RNA, 504 nt
Organism: Colletotrichum higginsianum IMI 349063
Lineage: Eukaryota; Fungi; Ascomycota; Sordariomycetes; Glomerellales; Glomerellaceae
Product: Ubiquitin-conjugating enzyme
Exons: 2
Coding region: 1-504 (167 amino acids)
Source: RefSeq, a predicted model, not a curated record